UUUGUCUCAAUUAUUUCAAAUACUGAGAUCAACGUACACUAAUCACAAAACAUCUCCAUGUCAUGACAACACUAGUCACACUCUGCAUCCAAGAAAUCACAAUACAACACAACAAAUUCAAUCCAGCACACAGUUUACAAAACAAUUAAUUGCUGGCAAAAAAACCACGUGUCAGCCAUUCACCAUUAACACAGUCAUGCAAAGCAGCCAAACCAAACACGCGCCAAAGCUCACAAUUCUAUAAACUCUUAUCUCUAAGCACUCUCUGCUCACACAACACGAGAAGAUGAACAUCUCAAAUGCUGCCACGUACCAUAUCUCUCUGUCCUUGUACAGAUUUACAUCCAUGCCACAUCAUUGUUGUUGAUAUAUAUUACUUACCAAUAUAAACCGAAGCACCAGUGUUUCUUUGUUCUCAAUCACAGCCGUUCAAUCAUGGCUGAUCAAUCAAGACAAGUGAGGCAAACCCUCUAUGGUGAUUCAGCACCAACUUCACGCAAUGCCGUCAAGGUCUUGACGGCAGCCACCAUAGGUGCUGGACUCUCAUUUCUGUCUGGAUUAACCUUAACCGGGACAGUGAUAGGCCUAAUCGUGGUAACUCCACUUCUGGUCCUGUGCAGUCCGGUUCUAGUCCCAGCGGCAAUUGCAUUAUUCCUAACCUUCGCUGGAUUCGUAUUUUCCGGUGGGUGUGGCGCGGUGGGGAUUUCAGUGUUAAUGUGGAUAUACCAGUAUGUGGCUGGAAAACACCCUCCCGGAGCGGACCAACUUGACCAGGGUAAAGAAAAGUUGGCAACCAAGGCUAGGGAAAUGAAGGAAAAGGCUAGGGGGUAUGGACAACAAGUGCAGCAGAAGGCACAGGAGACCACUCAAGGGUCUUGAACAUAGUCAGUCGUGACUGGUUUUUACCGGGUUUGC
Messenger RNA from Tripterygium wilfordii, 915 nucleotides. RefSeq names its product oleosin 1-like. The coding region runs from base 436 to 879 and encodes 147 amino acids. Gene Ontology annotation, biological process: lipid storage. NCBI's taxonomy places the organism in Eukaryota, Viridiplantae, Streptophyta, Magnoliopsida, Celastrales, Celastraceae. The record is from RefSeq and is a predicted model, not a curated record. Gene Ontology annotation, cellular component: monolayer-surrounded lipid storage body; membrane. The transcript has a single exon.